UCAGUCUGAGAACUUGAUAAUAAUUGUGUUUUGUCAUAAAUUAGACAGAAUCAUUAAAAUUAUUGUCCAUUCAAAACAAUGCUGAAAUGUCCAAUCAUUCUUCUAAAAGCUUGGAAGAAAUAAAGAAAUACGAUGAAAAACAAGACUCAAAUAAAAAUAAGGUAUAUUCGCAUUCAACUUCUGAUCUGAAGAGAAAGAGGAGUUUACGGAGUGAUAUUCAUACUGACGAAUUGAAUGGGAAAUAUUCAAAUUACGAUGUGAAAAGACGCAAGAAAGAGGAACAAAAACAAACCACUCCUGACGAUGUACCGUCUUGUAAAGCUAAAACAAACUACAAAAAUGGUAUAGGGUAUAUAAUCGAAGAAUGCAAAGCAUAUUUUUCUGCUAUUUACCAUUGCGAUAUUCUUUCAAUCGAUAUAAUUCAUUCAGCAUAUUCAGAUUUACAUAGAGGUUUGAAACGAUUGAACGAAGACUUAGGACCUUUAUUAUCAAACUGGGAUGAUGAAGAAAAUGAGGCAUUGAAAGUACAAUAUUUGAAUAUAAUCAAAAUCCAUCUUUAUUGUUACACACAAAUGAUCAUAAUACUUGAAUCUAAGGAAGAAGAAAAACACAUGAAGAGUUUAAAAUUGAAAAAAGAAAAGAAAAAACCUGAAAGCCCUUUUUAUAUGGAUAAAAAGCAAGUUAUUGUUCAACUCUAUACCUUAAUACAACAUGAAAUCAAGAACUUCUGGACUCCACCAAUAGUAGAGGGAACAUUUAUUAAUUUAAUAUCUGAAAUUUGCUAUCGAUUUCUACAAAACUCUUCUAUCAAAGGGGAGAAGAAUGUUUUAACUGAAAUAUGGGGAUUCUUAGGCACAUUAAUCAAGGAUCAUAAUCAUGGAAACUCAUUUGUGAUUAGAAUUGUGGAACUUAUAAAGUUACAUGAGCAUCUUGUUUAUUGUUUACCAGAAGGGUUUAAAUUUUUGGUAGAGAAUUACAACUGUAAUAGUAUGAUACACAAAAUCAUUCAAGAGGUGACAGAAUGGCAGACAGAUGAAAAUUACCAUGAUGCACAAGGUGCUCGUUAUUGUUCAUCUUUAUUGGUUGAAAUGGCCAUACUUAUGCCAGAUCUUAUGUUACCAGAAGUAAUGUAUUUGACCAGAUAUCUGGAUCAUGAUUCUCACACAUUGAGGAAUUGUGUAUUGUCAGUAAUCACUGAAGUUAUUUCUAAAGUUUUGACCAACCAUGAGCUUUCAGAGGAGGAGAGAGAAUUUCGUGAUGAAUUUAUAGCUAUUUUGAAGGAUCAUAUAGGAGAUGUAUCACCAUUAGUACGAACUAAGGUUUUUCAGCAAUGGGCGCGUUUGCAGGAAGAGAAUGCCAUUCCUUUAAAAAACCAGAAUGAGAUCUUAGAAUUGGCUAUUGACCACUUGAGGGACAAAGGUGCCCUUGUUAGGAAGAGUGCAGCAAGCUUGGUCACAAUAUUUUUGGCACAUAAUGCCUUCAGCUAUGAUUUGAAACUUUGCGAACGUAAAAAAAAUGUUGAAAUGGCUGAAGCUGAAAUCAAAGAAUUAGAAGAGGAAAUUCAAAAGAUUUUUCAGGAUUACAGUAUAGAAAUGGAGACCAAAUGGAAUGCAGUUAAGGAUGAUAUUAUGGCGGUAGUCACAAAAGAAUUUGAAGAAGAGACGCAAGCAGUAGAUAUUCCAGAGGGUGUUGAAGACAUUCCCGAACUAAUUAAAAUGUAUUUAGAGGAGAAGGAUUACAAGAGUGCUAUUAAAUUGUGUCGAUCUGCUGAAAAUGUACCCAUAUGGAAGAAAACUUUAGAAGAACUUGAAGGAUCAGAUAAGGUGGAACUCACGUUGGUAUUACUUAAAAGUACCUUUUUAAAACCAAGCAACAGUAAAAUGGAGCAACUUUACAAGAAACUGGGAAUUCUCAAAGAAAAAGCUGAAUAUUUAAGAGAUACUGUUACUUUUUUAACCCUUAUUGAUUCUGCAAUUGAAUACAUGGUGAAAUUGUUGGAGACACCUACUAUUGGAGAACUCCAUGAAGCUGUACAGUUUCUGACCACUGCAUAUCAAUUCAACAUUGAUAGAAGCAUGAUGGGUAUAGUAGAAAUGUUAAGAAUCAUGCAGAGAAAUGAACAAGAAAGAAAAGACGCCAUAGUGAAGGCAUUUCAUUCCAUCUAUUUGGUAACAGAUGCUAAGAAUAUUACGGACCAUGCUAUGAUAAUAGUAAAACGUUUAAUACAGUUACUGAAGUACAUACCUGUCAAUAAUUUGGGAGAUUUUCAGAAUGUUUUGGCAGAAUGGGCUAAGAAAGGUCUUAUAGAUAACAGUGUCAUUGACAUGUUAUGGCAAUAUUUCACUAACAAAUUACCCACUUCCGAAGAGGAUAGAAGAGCCUCUUUAGAAUUACUUAGAAUGGCUGCUAUCAAGAGAAUUUCUAUAAUAAAGAAAAAUAUAAAACUUAUUUCAGCCAUAGCAUUUGAAAAGAAAGACGAUAAAGUACAAAAAGACAUGCUACUUGUCGGUUCAGCUUGCAAAGCUUUAGCAGUUGUGGGAAGGGAAAAGAUAGAUAUGAAUUCUAAUGAGCCACCUUUCAAGAUCAAUGCAGACGAUGAAGUUUUUCAGUCUCUGUUGGAGAUCAUGUCAGUAAAUUUCUUUGAAAAUGUUCAUUAUUAUAGCAAUGCUAUAUCGAGCGCCAUUACUUGUGUUUAUAAGGUUUGCUCUAAACCAGAGACGGUUUGCGAAAACCUGCUGAAGAAUAUUAUAGGCACAAUAAUCGAUAAAAAAGAAAAACUAUUGUCUGAAUUCCAAUUGGUCCGCUUUUGUCAAUUACUGGGUUGUAUUGCUGUUAGUCAUCUGGAUUACAUGGAUAAUAUUCUAUACAAAGAACUGAAAAGAAGGAAUAACAUGAGAGAGAAGAAUAAAAAGAAUGACCAUCGCCCAUCUAAGAAUAUUUCUAAGAUAAAUGAUUCUGUACUGAAUCAUACGAAUCCUCAUGAGGAUUCUAUCCUAGAGGGAGCCCAAGCAGAGGACUCCGAUGCUGAAUUCAUUCUGAGUGUUUUAGAAAAUGACACCGUCAAUGGUUCAGGUUUACUUGGAAAGCUUUCUUUCAUCAUCAAAAACAUUUGUCAGAGACCAGAUAUAUAUAAUAAUCCCAUUACACAGGGCGCGGCUGUUAUAGCCUUGAUCAGGUUUAUGUUAGUUUCAAGUAGAUUUUGUGAAGAAAGUAUGCAACUUUUAUUCACAAUUUUUGAAAAAACAACACAUGCAGAUCUUAAAUGCACAAUUUUAUACCAUUGUUCAGACCUACUCACAAGAUUUCCAAAUAUUGUUGAGCCGUGGACUCCCAGAAUCUAUCAGAGCCUUAUGGAUUCUUCAUCAGACAUAAGAAAAGCCACUUUCUUCACUUUGUCCAAUCUGAUCUUAAGGGACAUGAUCCGAAUACAGGGACACAUAUCGACCAUGGCAAAAUGUAUUAUAGAACAAGACAAAGAACUGAAUACUAUGAGCAGAACUUUCUUCAUUCAGUUGUCACAAAAAGAAAAUAAUCUGUACAAUGUUUUACCUGAUAUUUUUUCUCAUCUUGUAGAAACUACGGAAACUGAAGAUUUGAGAGUUAUAAUGAGGUUUUUAUUCGAUCUGAUGGACAAGAAGAAGUAUAUGGAGAAUCUUGUGGAACGAUUUUGUUGCAAGUUUCAAAUGACAGAAAACAUGAAUAUCUGUAGGAACAUCAUGUACUGCCUAACAUUAAUCACCUACAAUGAGAAAGCUUUGAGAAAGUUACAGGAAAAUUUUCCACUUUACAAACAUUUGGUACAUGAUGAUGAAAUAUACACACAACUGAAACAAAUUCUCAGUAACUGUAACAAACAGCAAAUUGGAAAAGCAGAUCUAAAGCCUAUCAUCACUGAAAUUGAACAGACCUUAGAGGGUGUCUUUGAAAUAAUGGAGGGGGAUCAGAGACCCCCUCCCCGUCCUGCAAUAGUUAAUCGAAGAAACACUAAGAAAACAGCACCUAAGAAGAGUAACACAAGAAAGGCCAAGCGAAAAAAGGAAAGCAGUGAAGAAGAUGAAAGUGAAUAGAAUAUGCCAAAAUUUUCCAUUGAAAAAAUUGCUGAAAAUCUAAUAAAAAUUAUUUUGUUUAAAAAA
Messenger RNA from Harmonia axyridis, 4133 nucleotides. RefSeq names its product condensin complex subunit 1 (gene Cap-D2). Gene Ontology annotation, biological process: mitotic chromosome condensation; mitotic cell cycle; meiotic chromosome condensation. Gene Ontology annotation, cellular component: condensed chromosome, centromeric region; nucleus. The record is from RefSeq and is a predicted model, not a curated record. Bases 87 to 4067 code for a protein of 1326 amino acids. Lineage: Eukaryota; Metazoa; Arthropoda; Insecta; Coleoptera; Coccinellidae. The transcript has 20 exons. Gene Ontology annotation, molecular function: histone binding.